Messenger RNA from Prinia subflava (tawny-flanked prinia), 2441 nucleotides. It is a transcript of the gene SEC14L1, whose product is annotated as SEC14 like lipid binding 1. The transcript has 16 exons. The coding region runs from base 143 to 2290 and encodes 715 amino acids. NCBI's taxonomy places the organism in Eukaryota, Metazoa, Chordata, Aves, Passeriformes, Cisticolidae. Gene Ontology annotation, molecular function: RIG-I binding. Gene Ontology annotation, cellular component: cytosol; cytoplasm. Gene Ontology annotation, biological process: negative regulation of RIG-I signaling pathway. The record is from RefSeq and is a predicted model, not a curated record.
GCCGCCCACCGCGCAUGCGCGCCGCGAACGACGGGCGGCGGCGCGCGCGCCCCUCCCGCGCAGGACGGCGCUGCCCCGGCGGCAUGAGGGGAGAGCGCGGCCGGCUCCGAGCGGUUUGAGUUGAUCUCACUAAACUGCAACCAUGGUGCAGAAGUACCAGUCCCCCGUACGGGUGUAUAAACACCCUUUUGAGUUAAUUAUGGCUGCGUAUGAAAGAAGGUUUCCCACGUGCCCUCUGAUCCCCAUGUUUGUAGCCAGUGACACUGUAAACGAGUACAAGAGUGAGGAUGAGGCCAUCCACGUGAUUGAGCGACGCUGCAAGCUGGACAUCGAUGCACCGCGGCUGCUGAAAAAGAUUGCAGGAGUGGACUACGUCUACUUUGUCCAGAAGAACUCUCUGAACAGGCGAGAAAGGACUCUGCAUAUAGAAGCCCACAAUGAAACCUUCUCUAACAGAGUCAUCAUUAAUGAGCACUGUUCCUACACAGUUCAUCCUGACAAUGAAGAUUGGACCUGUUUUGAACAGUCAGCAAGUCUGGAUAUCAAAUCUUUUUUUGGUUUUGAAAGCACAGUGGAAAAGAUUGCCAUGAAGCAAUACACCAGCAAUAUUAAAAAGGGAAAAGAAAUAAUAGAGUACUACUUGAAGCAGCUGGAGGAAGAAGGAAUAACUUUUGUCCCUCGCUGGACUCCUCCUGUUGCAUGUAAAUCAGAGAGCAGCACAUCCCACCCAAGGAGACCAGUGUCACCUGCCAUUAAUAUCCCAGAGUCUGCCACAAAGGAGGGCUUGAGCAACAAGGAGAUCCUCAACAGCUCCAGCAGCCCCUCGGAGCCCACUGCAGGAACGCCCGAUGAUAAGCUGGAUGCAGACUACAUCAAGAGGUACCUGGGGGACCUGACCCCCAUGCAGGAGAGCUGCCUCAUCCGCCUGCGCCAGUGGCUCCAGGAGACGCACAAAGGCAAAAUCCCAAAGGACGAGCACAUUUUAAGAUUCCUGCGUGCCCGGGACUUCAACAUCGACAAAGCAAGGGAGAUCCUUUGCCAGUCGCUGACGUGGCGCAAGCAGCACCAGGUGGAUUAUAUUCUGGACACCUGGAACCCUCCCCAAGUGCUCCAGGAUUACUAUGCAGGAGGCUGGCAUCACCAUGACAAAGACGGGCGCCCGCUGUACGUGCUGAGGCUGGGCCAGAUGGACACCAAGGGCCUGGUGCGCGCGCUGGGGGAGGAGGCCCUGCUGCGCUACGUUCUUUCAAUAAAUGAAGAAGGGCUGAGGCGGUGUGAGGAGAAUACAAAAGUAUUUGGCAGGCCAAUAAGCUCUUGGACCUGUCUAGUAGAUCUGGAAGGCUUGAACAUGAGGCAUUUAUGGAGACCUGGUGUCAAGGCCUUGCUGAGAAUCAUCGAGGUGGUUGAAGCUAAUUACCCUGAGACCUUGGGCCGGCUCCUCAUCCUCAGAGCACCUCGAGUAUUCCCAGUGCUCUGGACACUGGUUAGUCCAUUCAUUGAUGACAACACUAGAAAGAAAUUCCUUAUUUAUGCUGGAAAUGACUACCAGGGUCCUGGGGGACUGCUGGAUUACAUCGAUAAAGAAAUUAUCCCAGAUUUCCUCGGUGGAGAGUGCAUGUGUGAAGUACCAGAGGGUGGGCUGGUUCCCAAGUCCCUCUACCGGACAGCAGAAGAGCUGGAAAAUGAAGACAUCAGGCUUUGGACUGAAACAAUCUACCAGUCUGCCAGUGUCUUCAAAGGAGCUCCACACGAGGUUCUCAUCCAGAUCGUGGACGCCUCAUCUGUGAUCACUUGGGAUUUUGACGUGUGCAAGGGCGACAUCGUUUUUAACAUCUUCCAUUCCAAAAGAGCCCCACAACCUCCCAAAAAGGACUCUCUGGGAGCUCACAGUAUUACAUCUCCUGGUGGGAACAACGUCCAGUUGAUAGACAAAGUCUGGCAGCUGGGGCGUGACUACAGCAUGGUGGAGUCUCCCCUGAUCUGCAAAGAAGGGGAGAGUGUGCAGGGCUCCCAUGUGACCAGGUGGCCUGGCUUCUACAUUUUACAGUGGAAAUUCCACAGCAUGCCUGCCUGUGCUACAACCAACCUGCCUCGUGUGGAUGAUGUGCUGGCAUCUCUACAGGUGUCCUCUCACAAAUGUAAAGUGAUGUACUAUACAGAAGUGAUAGGAUCUGAAGAUUUCAGGGGAUCUAUGACCAGCCUUGAAUCAAGCCACAGUGGAUUCUCCCAGCUCAGUGCUGCCACCACCUCCUCUAGCCAGUCCCAUUCCAGCUCCAUGAUUUCCAGGUAGUGCCACAACAGCUGAAAAGCAAAUGGAUGUGAUGGCUGGACCCUCGCCCGUGGCAGCUGACUGCAAUACAGCAUAUUCAACUGGCAAUUGUGCAAAAAAACCCCACCCCAAAAAGUCUUUUAUAGAUAGUAAAGUAGCUGUUUGAAUUUUA